AGAGGUAGAAGCCAAAUCGUUUCAAUCGUAGUACUCGAACUUUGGAGCGGCAAGUAUUCCAAAAGGAUUCUCUCCAUAAAAUUCCCAAUUUUCCAACGAAAUUGGGGGAUUAAUUUAACUUUUUUUUUAUUUUUUUAUUUUUAUAGUUUAUGAUGAAAUCUAGCGGUUUGAUUUUCAUCACGAUCGCGUUGGUUUUCGUUCUAAAUCGAGUGUUAGCAGCUUCUUCUUCAUCUGAAUCGCAGUCCUCCGACGAAGCUUAUGUUACGCUUUUGUAUGGCGAUGAGUUUCUUUUGGGGGUUCGAGUUCUUGGUAAAUCGAUUCGCGAUACUGGGUCCAACAGGGACAUGGUGGCCUUGGUUUCUGAUGGCGUUUCUGAGUAUGCUACGAAGCUAUUAGAGGCUGAUGGGUGGAUAGUGGAGAGGAUUAGUUUAUUGGAAAAUCCUAAUCAAGUUCGUCCAUCGAGGUUUUGGGGCGUCUAUACGAAGCUGAAAAUAUUUAACAUGACCGACUAUAGAAAGGUGGUAUAUCUUGACGCAGAUACAAUUGUGGUGAAAAAUAUUGAUGAUCUUUUCAAAUGUAUCAAAUUCUGUGCGAACUUGAAGCAUUCUGAAAGGCUGAAUUCUGGCGUUAUGGUUGUCGAACCGUCUGAAGCUAUUUUCAACGACAUGAUGAGCAAAGUUAGGACUUUGCCGUCUUACACCGGAGGGGAUCAAGGCUUUUUGAACUCGUAUUAUUCUAAUUUUCCUAAUGCACACGUUUUUGAGCCAAAUCUGUCACCGGAAGUGCUACGUUCCAGACCAGCUCCUGAAAUGGAGCGACUCUCUACUCUUUAUAAUGCGGAUGUUGGCCUUUACAUGCUUGCUAACAAGUGGAUGGUAGACGAAAGCGAACUGCGAGUUAUCCACUACACCCUGGGGCCCCUCAAACCAUGGGACUGGUGGACGUCUUGGCUCUUAAAGCCUGUUGAUAUCUGGCAGAAUGUCAGGGAAAGGCUGGAAGACUCCCUUCCUGGAACUGGUAGGGGUAGAAAUCCUUAUGAUGAUAUUAUUGUCAAAAUUCUUGCCCUUCUUCCUCUUGUUGCGUUGAUCGCCUGUAAUUAUGAAUCUUGUAUUCAGACACGGUGGUACUGUAGUACAUCAUGGAGAAGCGUGUUAUGCGACCAAGCCAGGCAACUUUACUACAAAAUAAAGUCUGUUGGAACUGUUAAUUAUACUGGUCUUUCUUCACUCAAUACUGUUAAUUUGAACCGUCAGUUCAAGAUACCUGUUUAUUUAGGUGGAAUAUCAAUCUUUGUCUGUUUCAUCGCUGCUUUAACUGCCAUAGCCCUUGCAUUUGUGAUUGUACCGAGCCAAGUGACGCCAUGGACUGGCUUGCUGUUGAUGUAUGAAUGGAUAUUCACAAUUUUCAAUCUGUUAUUUGGAGGCUAUCUCCAUUUUAUAUACAAAUGGGGAAAAUCAAUGGCAACACAAGCAGGAUCCCUCUCCUCUGAUUCUGAGUCCUUAGAUUAUUCUGCUAAAGAUCAUCAGUGGCAGGCACCGAGCUGUGACGUUACCACAUGGUUUUAUGUUCUAGGAAUGGCAAUCUUGGCUGUUGUUGCUCCAACUUUGCCUUGUAUUUUGGGUAUUACUGCUCUGUUUUUGAGGUUAGGUUUGAUGGUUGUAGGAGGGCUAGUCUUGGUAGCUUUUAUGACAUACGCUUCUGAACAUCUUGCAAUAAUAUCAUUUUUGAGAGGUCUUGAAAGCAGAGAUGGUGUAAGAGGCAGCAGAGGUCUCAUAUCAUUCAUUGUACAACUCUAAAAACUAGCUUCUGAAGUUUUUUUCCCCUCUUUUUAGCCUGUGAGACCAUUCUAUUAGAAAGGUUAAGUAAAUUAUGGUUAUUUAAUUCGUUUGAUGGU
Cucurbita maxima (winter squash) is the source of this 1894-nucleotide messenger RNA. RefSeq names its product inositol phosphorylceramide glucuronosyltransferase 1-like. Gene Ontology annotation, molecular function: glycosyltransferase activity. Lineage: Eukaryota; Viridiplantae; Streptophyta; Magnoliopsida; Cucurbitales; Cucurbitaceae. The record is from RefSeq and is a predicted model, not a curated record. The coding region runs from base 150 to 1796 and encodes 548 amino acids. The transcript has 11 exons.